AUGUUGUCGAGAAGGCUUCUUGCGACGACGCGAGGCGUCCACCCCCAGCGUCAGCUGCAGCUGCAGUGCUCUCGACGCGUGCUUCUCGUCAGGCAAGCCCACACCUACGCAACCCCACGGGCGAGUGUGCCCCUUCGCCAGCUCCGCCGACAGUCCUCACCGCUCCCUCUCGUACAUGUCCGCACUUAUGCCGACACGGUUGUCAAGGUCCCUCAGAUGGCAGAGUCUAUCUCUGAGGGUACCCUAAAACAAUGGUCGAAACAGAUCGGCGACUAUGUCGAGCAGGAUGAGGAAAUCGCAACCAUCGAGACCGACAAGAUCGAUGUUGCUGUGAACGCCCCCGAGGCCGGUACCAUCAAGGAAUUCCUCGCCAAUGAAGAGGAUACUGUGACCGUCGGUCAAGACCUGGUCCGGAUAGAAGUUGGCGGUGCACCGGCCGAAGGUGGCAGCAAGGCCGAACCCAAGGACUCAAAGGCUCAAGAUGACUCCGGUGCUCCGCCUCCGGAAAAGAAGCCAGAGCCAGAGUCAAAGCCAGAGCCCAAGCAGGAAAAGAGCGAAUCUAAGCCUGCACCUCCUCCCGAAAAGAAGGAUACUCCGCCGCCGCCGAAACCCUCUUCCCAGCCGCCCAAGGAAUCGUCCGAUGCCAAGGCCCCAGCUGGCUCCCGCGAAGAGCGCCGUGUCAAGAUGAACCGCAUGCGUCUCCGCAUCGCCGAGCGAUUGAAGCAGUCCCAGAACACCGCUGCUUCACUGACAACAUUCAACGAGGUUGACAUGUCCUCGCUCAUGGAGUUCCGCAAGUUGUACAAGGACGACGUCCUGAAGAAGACGGGCGUUAAGCUUGGAUUCAUGAGCGCCUUUGCUCGCGCUUCCGUCCUUGCCAUGAGGGAUCUUCCAGUUGUCAAUGCCUCCAUCGAGGGCCCAAAUGGUGGUGACACCAUCGUUUUCCGAGAUUAUGUCGACAUCAGCGUCGCCGUUGCGACGGAGAAGGGUUUGGUUACCCCAGUCGUUCGCGAUGCCCAGUCGAUGGACAUGCUCGGAAUUGAGAAAUCCAUUGCAGAUAUGGGGAAGAAGGCUCGGGAUGGCAAGCUCACUAUCGAAGAUAUGGCCGGCGGAACAUUUACAAUCAGCAAUGGCGGUGUUUUCGGCUCGCUCAUGGGUACGCCCAUCAUUAACUUGCCUCAGACCGCGGUGCUUGGUCUUCACGCUAUCAAGGAGCGUGCUGUUGUUGUCAACGGCAAGGUUGAGGCUCGACCAAUGAUGUAUCUUGCCCUUACUUAUGACCACCGUCUGCUCGAUGGAAAGGAGGCAGUCCAGUUUCUAGUGAAGGUGAAAGAAUAUAUUGAGGAUCCUCGACGGAUGCUUUUGUAG
Molecule: messenger RNA, 1368 nt
Organism: Phaeoacremonium minimum UCRPA7
Lineage: Eukaryota; Fungi; Ascomycota; Sordariomycetes; Togniniales; Togniniaceae
Product: putative dihydrolipoamide succinyltransferase protein
Exons: 3
Coding region: 1-1368 (455 amino acids)
Biological process (GO): tricarboxylic acid cycle
Cellular component (GO): oxoglutarate dehydrogenase complex
Molecular function (GO): dihydrolipoyllysine-residue succinyltransferase activity
Source: RefSeq, a predicted model, not a curated record